Molecule: messenger RNA, 5490 nt
Organism: Oncorhynchus kisutch (coho salmon)
Lineage: Eukaryota; Metazoa; Chordata; Actinopteri; Salmoniformes; Salmonidae
Product: zinc finger protein 501
Exons: 5
Coding region: 713-2044 (443 amino acids)
Biological process (GO): embryo development; regulation of transcription by RNA polymerase II
Cellular component (GO): nucleus
Molecular function (GO): DNA-binding transcription factor activity, RNA polymerase II-specific; RNA polymerase II transcription regulatory region sequence-specific DNA binding
Source: RefSeq, a predicted model, not a curated record
GAUACGUGUUUUACCAUGUGGAUUUACGAACAGAUAGUUAUGUCACUGACAGUACACGUACAGAUGAUUAUGGGCAACCCAUGAGAAUUAGGGGGUAGGUCUAUCUUUAUCUCUUAUAGAGCAUACUUGGAAAUGGGACGAUAUGUCUGAUUCAUCCGAUCCGCAAGGUGGCAGCAUUGAGAAUGUGGACGUCGAACAAAAUCAGCAGAACCAGUCACUACUUCCUUUGCGCUGUGGAUUCAUGUGCGUUAUUGUUUAUCUUUGAAUGCAAAUGUGUUUAUUGCAAACUGGGAUUGCAAUUAUUUCCUGAUAUAACUGUACUGGCUUCUCAGUAAACCGACUCUGAACACCCAUGCCCGCCUCAGAUUGUUGCCUUCGUCUCUGCAGAUGAUGACCAGCUCUGUCUUUAAAGGAGAGGACAAGACAUCCCCCACAUGGUUCCAUCCUAGAGCUACAAGACCCUGAGACAUUAGUUUAACAGAACACGUUUCUCUGCCCAGAUUGAGACUAGGGGUGAUGUUCCCCUACUCAGAUGUUAUUUCAUCAACCAUUGCUAUAACAUGAUGUGGUUAGUUGAAACUUAAAAUACAUAUCCAGGCGUUGUGAGAUCAUGUCAGGCGUCAGCAACUUCUGAGCAGAGGAACGCUUCUUACAUCAACUCAAAAUAGAGGGAGGAGAUUCACUGCAUAGCGUUAACCUGAAUCAUCUCAAAAUGGCUGCUAUCGUGAGACUCCACAGACUAACGAAGGAUCAACUGUCUCUUGCUGCUCAGGAGAACAAUAACAAACCAGGCAGAAAACCAACAAAGAAGAAGAACUCCACCACCAGAGGAAGGAACCAAUCCACAGGAAAAGGAAACAACUCUGCUGACAGUGAAAGUGUUUGUAGCCAGGUAUCAUCGGCCCCUAAGUGGUGGGGUCGCCCCAAGGGAAGCAAAAACAAACCCAAGAUAAGUCUACAACUCUCCAGCGCCAUCUUGAGGCCUGACGAGGUAAAACAAGAGGUGAAACAAGAGAUGGACGAGCUGCCUAUCGGUACAAGAAGUGAUGAACACUGGUUGAACUCUGUGAAGACAGAGAGCUACGACCCAGAGAUGGGUAACACCAGGGGACCUACAGAGAGCGACCCCAGGACAGAUGCACAUCAGCUGGGUAUCAAGACGGAGGAUGCCCCCCUGUACCACCAGGAUGGAGGGAGGCGGCUGCGGUCGGCUACCGUUCAGCUGUUCAAUCUGGCUGCGUUGCGGUCUGAGCCGGAAUGGUGGCCUCGCAACCAGAAGGUCCGCCGGUUUCCGUGUCCAGACUGCGGCCAGAAGUUCUUCUCCAAAACCACGCUGGAGUUACACUCCCGGAUCCACACCCAGUACCAGCCGUACUCCUGUGAGGUGUGCCAUAAAACCUUCUCCCGGAAAGGCGGUCUGGUCGAGCACCGACCAAUCCAUGAGGUGGAACGUCCCUUCGCCUGCCUCCAAUGCGGCAGAACCUUCACGUUCAAAUCCAACCUGACCCGCCACAUGCGGUUCCACAGCGACGCGCGGCCCUACGUCUGCUCCCAGUGCGGCCAAGGCUUCAAGAUCUCCGCCCAACUCAAGAGCCACAUGAUUUCCCACAGCGGGUAUAAACCGUACGUGUGCCCGGAGUGCGGCCAGAGUUUCGUCCGUUACAUGAGUCUGAAGUAUCACCGGCUGAGCCACACCGGCGAGCGCCCGCUGUCCUGCCCAGAGUGUCCCAUGACCUUUGCCCGGCCGCACACCCUUAUGAUCCACCGACGACAACACACCGGGGAGACGCCGUUCUCUUGCCAGGACUGUGGGAAGAGGUUCAAACAGGGGUGCCAACUGAAAGACCACGUUAGAAGGAAACACACAGGGGAGAAACCAUACAAAUGCUCCGAGUGUGACAAGUGCUUCGUCACUUCGGCGUCUCGUAAAGUACACAUGGUUGUCCACACAGGAGAGAAGCCGUACAAAUGCACAGAGUGCUGUAGGAGCUACAGUCAGAGUGGGGGCCUGAAGAGGCACAGGUGUGAGCAGCAAACCAGAUGAUGACCAGCUCGGUUUUUAAAGGAGAGGACCAGACAUCCCCCACAUGGUUCCAUCCUAGAGCUACAAGACCCUGAGACAUUAGUUUAACAGAACACGUUUCUCUGCCCAGAUUGAGACUAGGGGUAAUGUUCCCCUGCUCAGAUGUUACAUUCAUCAACCAAUGGUUGCCUGCCACAACAUCAACGGUGUUAUAGACUGACAGCUAUAACAUGAUUUGGUUAGUUGAUACAAUGCCUGGAUAGGUAUUUUAAGUAAGAUCUGUCAGGCGUCAGCAACUUUUGACCAGAGAAACUCGCCUUACAUCAACUCAAAAUGGCUGCUGUCGUUUCUUUACCUAUCGUGAGACUCCACAGACUAACGAAGGAUCAACUGUCUCUCGCUGCUCAGAAGAACAAUAACAAACCAGGCAGAAAACCAACAAAGAAAAACUCCACCACCAGAGGAAGGAACCAAUCCACAGGAAAAGGAAACAACUCUGCUGACAGUGAAAGUGUUUGUAGCCAGGUAUCAUCGGCCCCUAAGUGGUGGGGUCGCCCCAAGGGAAGCAAAAACAAACCCAAGAUAAGUCUACAACUCUCCAGCGCCAUCUUGAGGCCUGACGAGGUAAAACAAGAGGUGAAACGAGAUGGACGAGCUGCCUAUCGGGACAAAAAUUGAACACUGGUUGAACUCUGUGAAGCCAGAGAGCUAUGACCCAGAGAUGGGUAACACCAAGGGACCUCCUACAGAGAGCGACCCCAAGACAGAUGCACAUCACCUGGGUAUCAAGGCAGAGGCUGCCCCCCUGUACUUCCAAGAUGGAAGGAGACGCCUGCGGUCGGCUACCAGCCAGCCGUUCAAUCUGACUGCAUUCCGGUCCGACCCAGAACGGCGGCCUCGCAACCAGAAGGUCCGCCGGUUUCCGUGCCCAGAUUGUGGACGGAAGUUCUUCUCCAAAACCACGCUGGAGUUCCACUCCCGGAUCCACACACAGUACUGGCCGUACUCCUGCGAGGUGUGCCAUAAAACCUUCUCCCGGAAAGCCUGCUUGGACGACCAAUCCACGAUGCGGAACGUCCUUUCAUCUGCCCGCAGUGCGGCAGGACCUUCACAUUCAAAUCCAACCUGACCCGGCACAUGCGUUUCCACAGCGAUGCGCAGCCCUAUGUCUGCCCCCAGUGCGGCCAAGGCUUCAAGAUCUCCGCCCACCUGAAGCGUCACAAGACGGCCCACAGUGGGUGUAAACUGUACGUGUGGCCAGAGUUACAUGAGUCUGAAGUAUCAUCGGCUGAGCCACACCGGCGAGCGCCCGCUGUCCUGACCAGAGUGUCCCAUGACCUUUGCCCGACCGCACUUCCUUAUGGUACACCGGGGAGACGCUGUUCUCUUGCCAGGACUGUGGGAACCAGGUCAAACAGGGGUGCAAGCUAAAAUACCACGUCAGAAGGAAACACACAGGGGAGAAACCUUACAAAUGCUCCGAUUGCGACAAGUGCUUUGUCACUUCGGGGGCCCGUAAUGCACACAUGGUUGUCCACACCGGAGAGAAGCCGUACAAAUGCAUGGAGUGUGGUAUUAGCUACAGUCAGAGUGGGAAUCUAACGCAGCACAUGAGGAGACACACAGGGGGAGAAACCAUACAAAUGCUCCGAGUGCGACAAGUGCUUUGUCAAUUCUACGUUGCGUAAAGUGCACAUGGUUGUCCACACAGGGGAGAAGCCGUACAAAUGCACGCAGUGCGGUAAGAGCUACAGUCAAACUGGGUCCCUGAAGAGGCACAGGUGUAAGAAGAAACCCAGGUGAGAGGAACCUCUGGGGUACAUCCCAAAUGCCUCCCUAUAAAGUGCACUAGGGCCCACAGGGCUCUGGUCAAAAGUAGUGCACUAUAUGGAAUAGGAUGCCAUUUGGGACACCGUCCCAGUGUUCUCAGUGUCGGAACUGGAGAGCAACGGAGAGUCGAUCCUUAAAAUGAGCCCAGGUGAAAGGAACCAGGUUAUAGGAUUCUCCGGUGUUCUGAGUAGGGAAACUGGACUUUAUACAGGACUUAAAAAGGGACAAUCUGUGAUUGGUACAUUCAUUUUUGGACUUUUUGGACACGUAGCCAUUGAUUCUUGAAAAAUAUAAUUUAUAACUGCCUCAUGAACUUACUGCAGUUAAACUGUCCCCAGUAGAACUCAAAAUGUAAGAUCACCUGACCAGGGAAAUCUCUAGGCCUAUUCACUCUUCUAUCAAUUAUUUAACCCUCAAUGAAAUCAACCACUUUCACUGUGAUGCAGUUUAACUUACCUGAUGUGUGUUGUAAAUGUUCAAGGGAGGUUUCCCGGACACAGAUUAAGCCAAAUCCUGGACUAAAAAGCAAGAGAAUCUCCAUUGAAAUAGGGUUUUUAUCCCAGGACUAGGUCCUACUUAAUAGAGAAGUUGUAUUGAAACGGCCCUGUCCAAAUGGUUGACUGAUGAAUUGAACGGAUCAAUAAACUGACUUGUUAGACUGUAUUGUGUGUAUGUGUCUCCAUAGUGGCAGCGUUGAGGCUGCUUCUGAUUGGUAACACUGGGCAGGGUCAGAGUUCAGCAGGAAACACCAUCAUUGGCAGAGACCUUCUGAGUGGACUUCUCUAUGGUUGCCAUGACCACAGAUUGUGAGAGUUAGACCGGGCCAGCUGCUACUACCGCUAGAGGGUCAACCGGACGGGCCACCCACUGCUCCCGCCACGUCGACCACACCCCGGGCCUCCCGCCACGUCGACCACACCCCGGGCCUCCCGCCACGUCGACCACACCCCGGGCCUCCCGCCACGUCGACCACACCCCGGGUCUUUCCGCCUCUCCAGGAUCUCACACGUUCCUGCUGGUGAUCAGCGGGUGAGGUUCGCAGAGGGAUACCCUCAUGAGGUGGAUCCAGGAGAACUUUAGAGAAGUCUUUAAUGUACACCAUGGUGCUGUUCACUGGGGGAGACCAGCUAGAGGGGAGACCAGUGAAGGACAACAGUCAACUGCUGCAACUAAUCAGUACCUGCAGGGGCAGAUAUCAUGUCUUCAACAACAAGGAGAAAGGUGACCACAGUCACUGAGCUGCUGGAGAAGAGAGAGGAGAUGGUGGAGAGCAAUGGUGGAAACCACUUCAAUGUCAACACACCCAGUAAGAGAGAAAGAAGGGUCUGGUGGUCACCAUGGUGAUGUUAGUGGCAGUUGGAGCUGUGUUCAAAUUGAUGGUUGAUGACUUAUGGAGCAAAAUACAAGAUGGUGAUGUGAAAAUCAAUACAUUAUGACUACAUUGAAUUACAGAGCUUUGAUCUAAAUUUUGGUUCGACUCAUUGUUGACUUUUAUUUACUCCCAUUUUAUGUGAGUUUGAAUGAUGGUCAUAUGUCAUUAAGGAGAUACAUUCUGUAUCAUACAUUGUUGUCCAACACAUUUGUAUGCCGAAGUCAAAUUCUGUAACAAAUCAUGAAAUAAAUUGAGAUUUUUUUUA